CAAAAAUCAGAAGUUAGACUCAGCGUCUGCCCCUGGAGAGUAAAGUACACAAGGGCAGAAAGUCUGGUCGAAAAAACAAACAACUGAGAGGGAGCGCAAGAAAGAAGAGAGGAGUGACAGCUGUUGGACGGAGAAGGAAGGAGAGAGAGGAGCAGCAGACCACAGAGGGAGGGAGAGGAGGGAGGAGAAGAUAAGAGUGGGACAAACAGGAGACACUGAGAGGAAGCACAUGGUGUAAAAAUGCCCACCAACUUUACCGUGGUCCCAGUGAAGGACAGCGAAAGAAAGGCAAAAGAGGCGGCUGAGGAUGAUGAUGUGGAUGACAACAAUGUUCUGAAAGAGGAAGAUGAGGAUGCCACAGGUGAUGGUGUCCCGAAGGAAAACAGUCCCUUUAUCAACAACACAGACGACAAAGGCAACAGCUACGAUGGCACCAACAUGGCCCUUUUUGAGGAGGAGAUGGACAGCAACCCCAUGGUGUCAUCUCUACUCAACAAACUUGCAAACUACACCAACCUCACCCAGGGGGCCCAGGAGCAUGAGGAGGCUGAUGACGACGAGGGGUCCAAAAAGAAAACUGUCAAGAGCCCUCAGAUGGGAACCUUUAUGGGUGUCUACCUCCCCUGCCUCCAGAAUAUUUUGGGUGUCAUCCUGUUUCUGCGACUUACCUGGAUAGUUGGUACUGCUGGCAUCCUGGAGUCACUGGCUAUUGUCUGCUUGUGCUGCUCUUGUACAAUGCUGACCGCUAUAUCCAUGAGUGCAAUUGCUACUAAUGGUGUUGUGCCAGCUGGAGGCUCGUACUACAUGAUCUCCAGAUCUCUGGGCCCUGAGUUUGGUGGAGCUGUGGGUCUCUGCUUCUAUCUGGGCACCACCUUUGCUGGCUCCAUGUACAUCCUGGGUACCAUAGAGAUUCUACUGACCUACAUUGUGCCUAAAGCAGCCAUCUUUGUGGCAGAGAAAAAGGAGGAUGAGGUGGAUGCCCUGCUUAAUAACAUGCGUGUUUAUGGCACAUGCUGCCUAGCGCUCAUGGCCAUAGUCGUCUUUGUAGGAGUAAAAUAUGUCAACAAACUUGCUCUAGUCUUCCUGGCCUGUGUCAUUCUCUCCAUCCUUGCCAUCUAUGCUGGAGUCAUUAAGACCAUCUUUGAGCCACCAGACUUCCCUGUCUGCAUGUUGGGGAAUCGCACUCUGCAGAAUCACAACUUUGACGUUUGUUUGAAAACGGACAUUGUCGACAAUGUGACAGUCACUACCAAGCUGUGGGAGCUGUUCUGUGAAGGACCUGAGCUCAACGCCACCUGCAAUGACUACUUUGCCAACAACAAUGUGACGUUGAUACAGGGCAUCCCCGGACUGAAGAGCGGAGUCAUUUCAGAAAACAUGUGGUCAGAGUACGGUCCAAUAGGCACUAAAGUAGAGUCCAAAAAGUUGGAAUCUAUUGAUGAAGGUGACUCUUCUCGGGACAUCUACAUGCCCUAUGUCGUCAAUGACAUUACCACAUUCUUCACUCUCCUGGUCGGCAUCUACUUCCCGUCUGUCACUGGUAUCAUGGCUGGUUCAAACCGGUCAGGUGACUUGCGGGAUGCCCAGAAGUCCAUCCCCAUCGGCACCAUUCUGGCUAUCGCUACCACCUCCUUCAUCUACGUCACCUGUGUGGUUCUGUUUGGUGCCUGCAUUGAAGGAGUUCUGCUUCGAGACAAAUUUGGUGAUUCGGUUAAAGGAAACCUUGUGAUAGGCACGCUGUCGUGGCCCUCACCCUGGGUUAUUGUAAUUGGCUCAUUCUUCUCCUGUUGCGGGGCGGGGCUACAGAGUUUGACCGGGGCCCCUCGACUGUUGCAGGCCAUUGCACGAGAUGGCAUCGUACCUUUCUUACAGGUGUUUGGUCACGGGAAAGCUAACGGAGAACCUACCUGGGCUCUGCUGCUGACUGCUGGGAUCUGUGAGAUCGGCAUUCUCAUUGCCUCCCUGGACGCCGUGGCUCCAAUUCUCUCCAUGUUUUUCCUCAUGUGUUACUUAUUUGUCAACCUGGCCUGUGCGGUUCAGACCCUGCUGCGGACACCUAACUGGAGACCACGCUUUAAAUACUAUCACUGGGCCCUGUCCUUUUUGGGGAUGAGCUUGUGUCUCGCUCUCAUGUUCAUCUCCUCGUGGCAUUAUGCUAUAGUGGCCAUGGCCAUCGCAGGCUGCAUCUACAAAUACAUUGAAUACAGAGGGGCAGAGAAGGAGUGGGGUGAUGGCAUCCGCGGCUUGUCUCUUAAUGCAGCACGCUACGCCCUUAUUCGUCUUGAAGAGGCUCCACCGCACACAAAAAACUGGAGGCCUCAGUUGUUGGUCCUCCUGAACCUGGACUCAGAUCAAGUUGUCAAACACCCUCGUAUGCUGUCCUUCACCACUCAGCUGAAGGCAGGGAAAGGCCUGACGAUCGUGGGAAAUGUGUUAGAGGGAACAUAUCUCACCAAAGAGGCAGAGGCAAAAAGGGCUGAGCAGAACAUCAAGUCUUCUAUGUCAGCAGAGCGAACAAAAGGUUUCUGUCAUGUCGUUGUGUCUUCAAACGUCAGAGAUGGCUUUUCCCACCUAAUCCAGUCUGCAGGGCUUGGGGGCAUGAAACACAACUCAGUCUUGAUGGCCUGGCCUGGGACAUGGAGGCAGUCCAAUGACCCACAGUCUUGGAAGAAUUUCAUAGAGACGGUGCGGGAGACCACAGCUGCACAUCAGGCCCUGCUUGUGGCAAAGAAUAUCGACAGUUUCCCCACCAACCAGGACCGUUUGGGUGAGGGCACCAUUGACGUGUGGUGGGUGGUUCAUGACGGAGGCAUGCUGAUGCUUCUUCCCUUCCUGCUGCGACAGCACAAGGUUUGGAGGAAGUGCAAGAUGCGCAUCUUUACCGUGGCUCAGAUGGAUGACAACAGCAUUCAGAUGAAGAAAGAUCUCCAGAUGUUCCUUUACCACCUGCGACUGGAUGCAGAAGUGGAAGUGGUGGAGAUGCAUGAUAAUGACAUCUCAGCCUUCACCUACGAGAAGACACUGAUGAUGGAGCAGAGGUCUCAGAUGCUGAAACAGAUGCAACUAUCCAGAACUGAAAGGGAGAGAGAGAUUCAGAGUAUCACUGAUGAAUCGCGUAGCUCGAUCCGGAGGAAGAACCAGGAUGCUGCACAGGGCACCAACCUCAGCCGGCAGUCCUCACAGAGGGAGGACAAUCAGGAGGAUGAGGCCCAGCUCAUCCAUGAUAGAAACACAGCAUCUCACGCUACUGUAAAUGACAAGGCCGGCACUGGACCCGAUCGGGUUCACAUGACCUGGACAAAAGACAAGCUCUUCACGGAGCGUAACCGUAGCCGGGAGUGCAACGCAAAUGCGGCUGUGCGAGACUUGUUUAACAUGAAACCAGAGUGGGAGAGUCUGAACCAGUCAAAUGUCCGUCGGAUGCACACAGCUGUCAAGCUGAACGAGGUGGUGGUGAACAAGUCACAGGGAGCUCACCUGGUUCUGCUCAACAUGCCAGGACCACCCAAGAACAGAGGAGGAGACGAGAACUACAUGGAGUUCCUUGAAGUUCUCCUUGAGGGCCUGAACCGGGUCCUUCUGGUGCGAGGCGGUGGACGUGAAGUCAUCACCAUCUACUCUUAAACAUAAAAAAAACUCUCACACCCCACCCUGCACUCAUGGGCUCUUGCCAUUGACUGGUCGACGGGCAUUUUUUUUUCUGGAAAGAAGCCUGAUUUGGGUUGUUUUUUUUUAAACAAUGGGCAGGGAUUGUUGGAAGGCGGGACCACUUGUGAUUGACAGCUGGUCUUGACGGACCUCGGGAAGAAGGAAACAAUUAGCAUUGAAUGGCUGAGAGUACGAGCGCAGCGUGUCUCCACCCUGGGCCACCGUACCCCUGCAAACGGAAGAUAGAGCAUAGAGACACUUUAUAUUGUUCAUUUAAAAUGUUCUGUUCUGUUACAUUUCAUAUUCUUUCCUUCUUGUGUCGAUGUUGUCACGUUACUGAUGCUCACUGUGUAAUGAUAAGCAAAGAAGUGAACAUGUGCUGUUGAUUUAAACCAUGUAGUCAUUUCAUGUUUUCCAAUGUCCUCAACUCUGGACCUAAAAAAAAGAAAAAAAGCGCAGAGAGGACACACAGUACAAGUUUUACUUAAAGUUUGGGGAUCUCUGCGUUUUGGAUCACCAUUUGAACUUAAUGCUUUCAUUUUCAAAACCUGAACUACAGACAAGGUAAACAGUCUGAUUCGACACUGCUGAAACAUCUUUUACAGUCUGCGUUUAACAGCAGUAGUAUAAGUUGUUUGCCUUGUCAGUGAUUUAGUGAAGGACCAGCCAGGAGGAAGCUAAAGGUGUAGGAGUUUAUUUAAACUUCCUCCAUGUUGGUGGGAACAUUUCAUUUAUCGGGUACUGAUGCUUUUACUGUUGGUCUACAUUUCCCAUGUCAGAGAACUCUGAUGUUUUCAUAGGAAAAAUAGCCAUAGCUAAUGCUCUUGGACUCUUUCUUAGCUUUAUGGAAAGACAUUAAAUGCAAAUGUAUACAUAUUUUAGGUGCGUGAAGUAGUGCUCAGUUGGGAAUAGACUUUUUUAAAUUUAACAGUAGACUGGGUGAUCAGUUCGCACAUUUAAUCUUUGCCUUCAGAACUGUUGGCAACUAACAAAGCAUACUUUUUAAAGCACAAAUAAUGUAAUUCUUCCCAUAUGGACGUAGUUCCAGCACUGUUGACUUUGCACUACCGAUCUAUCAGCACUUAAUUCAUUGGUUCUACCGCCUACAGUGACACUUUAUACUCUACCACUACAUUCUUUGAUAUUGAUGAGCUUAUGAAAAGGGUGCAUGCAGCAAGUCAUUUCACACUAUCGGAUACUCAUGUUUCAUGUUCUUUUUUAAUAUUUUAGCAGACAUCUUUAGGCUUUGAGUUCCAAUAAUAUAACAAGCGUUUGUAGGAGAAAAAGUGCCAAAAUCAAAGAAACUGUGGAAGUAUUGAAAAUGCAUCUCGAGGAAUGGUCAUUCAUAGUUUUGAAUCUUUUACAUCUUCAUCUUGACAAUCUUAAAUCUUGAAAUCCUUUAACGAUAGAGCUCUGCACUUCUGGAUAUAAUUAGUGAAAAGAGAACAGUGCAAUUUCUAGGGCAGUUAACUCAACUAAAGGAUGACUUUAAAGCAAGGGGAAAAGAGGAAACACCCCUUUAUCAUCAUGUGUACCUCCACAGUUUCUUUCAGAUUAGCUGUGCAGUAUUUUGUAAAGCAGAAUGUCGUAUUUCCCCGCGCUUCUUCGCAGAGGAAGUAGACCUGACCGUCAGUUAUGCAACACCUGUGUUUUGUUGUGUAUCGUUCAGUUGAUGUAUGCCUAUGUCACUAUGUAGUUAUGGUCUGUGUAGUGUUUGUCACAUUAUAUUUGACCUUCUGUUACUUUAAGUGUUCAUUCUCAUUGUGAUUUGUGAGGCAGAGGGAGGCGGUAUGUGUGAAAAGCAACAGCACGUGUUUUUUUGUGUGUGUUUUUGUUCCAGCCCAUCGGAAACACACCAUGCACAACACACGGGACUGAAAACCCCUCAGGAGACCCUGGACUGAGAGUAAAAAAGACUUGAAUGAUGCAACCGGGGUACAAGAAAUGGUUUAAAAAACUCUGUCAAUAUAUAGAGUACAAAAUAUUCCAGUUAUGUUAUUGAGUUUUAGCCACCAAAGAUGAAGCAGAAUUCUGUUUAAAUAAAGAAAGAAAUUUAAGAUUGUUUAGUUUUACCAAGUUUGAAGCAUUUAUCAUUUUAAAUAUUAAAGAGGGUUUUUGUUUUAAUUUGGUUACUGAGCUAAAUAGCAGUAGCUAUGCAUAAAGAAAACAUUAAACAUGUGAAACUUAAAAGAAAUAUGCUAUAAAGUAAUGUUUUUGGAAGUAAAUAGCAUCGUCAGCAGUGUGUCUUCAACAUCUCUAAUGUGUGAGUGACUGUAGAAAGUUAUCUACCUCAAGGAGUCACUGAGGCUCGGCUGAAGAAAUAAAAGCUUGUUCAAUCGCAUUUCUCUUUUCAAACUGAUGUUCCGUGUCGAGUCGACCAGCAGAACUGUGUGUAUGUGCGUGGAUGUUUGUGUGUCUCUCUGUGCAUACUGUCCGAAGGUGAAGCUGGUGUUGUGUGAAGUGUUUCUGCUGUCGUCCGGCUCAGCCGACAGGCCUCACAGGACGGGACAGGACGGCACACAUGUAGAGGAAGGUAGCCCUGUAAAUUGUAUUUGUGCCUCUCUGAGUAAUUAUUAAAAGUGCUGAAAUAAA
Cheilinus undulatus (humphead wrasse) is the source of this 6240-nucleotide messenger RNA. RefSeq names its product solute carrier family 12 member 7b (gene slc12a7b). The transcript is spliced from 26 exons. Gene Ontology annotation, cellular component: membrane. The record is from RefSeq and is a predicted model, not a curated record. Gene Ontology annotation, molecular function: potassium:chloride symporter activity. Lineage: Eukaryota; Metazoa; Chordata; Actinopteri; Labriformes; Labridae. Gene Ontology annotation, biological process: potassium ion import across plasma membrane; chloride ion homeostasis; chloride transmembrane transport. The coding region runs from base 241 to 3624 and encodes 1127 amino acids.